This is a messenger RNA of Salvelinus sp. IW2-2015, 528 nucleotides long. RefSeq names its product cytochrome c oxidase assembly factor COX19 (gene cox19). Gene Ontology annotation, cellular component: mitochondrial intermembrane space. Gene Ontology annotation, biological process: mitochondrial respiratory chain complex IV assembly. The record is from RefSeq and is a predicted model, not a curated record. Lineage: Eukaryota; Metazoa; Chordata; Actinopteri; Salmoniformes; Salmonidae.
CUACGUCAUAACUGUGCUGCGACUGAACUGCGCUAUUGCUUGAAAUAAUCGCGACGGUCUUGUGUUUUUAUUUUUGAUACGUCUCUUACAAAAAGCAAUCAUGUCGACCGCUAUGAACUUUAGCAGUAAGUCUUUUCGGCCCCGUGCUCCAGACAAAGGAUCCUUCCCUCUGGAUCAUUUCGGAGAGUGUAAAGCAUUCAAAGAGAAAUUCAUGAAGUGCUUGAAAGACAACCGCUAUGAUAACUCCAUGUGUCGACUACAGUCCAAAGACUACCUUGAGUGCCGGAUGGAUAAUCAGCUGAUGGCCAAGGAACCUCUGGAGAAGCUAGGGUUCAAAGACCUGAUGGACAAACCCAGCCCGGAGAACAAGGAGGCUAAACCCUAAACUUUCCUUCCUACACAGAUGGAUGCUGUCAUGCUUGUGUGAUAGUGUCUCUCUUCCACGUCUUGUAUAUACAAUUACAAUGUAAUAUAUUGGGGGCAGUGUUUCAAGUGUUGUGUGUAUAUAAAUAUUUUUUGGUAAAUUAA